AUUCCCUUUUGAUAGGUGAAAGCACUGUUGCUUGCCUAAUUUCCAAGCCUGAAAGAGAUUCUCUCAAGGCACAACACCUUAGAGUCGGAAGACAUUUGCCCAAUUCUUUUCUUCUAUCUAGUCAUGGUGUGAACUCCUAAAGGCUCAAGCUCCCCCAUAAACAGAGGGGGUUUAGGAUCGGUCCUUAUGCUUUCCUCUCUAAAACUGGUUGCUUUUUUCCUUUUUCCACCUCCUUUAGAUGCCUAUAAAUACCGGGCAGUGGUCUCUCUCAGUACGGUUGUUCAGAAGUCGAAUGCUCUUUCUUCUCUUCUCUGUUUCAUAGAAGCUUAGAAACUAGACAUCCCAUAACGGCAUUCAAAAUCCAGGAGCCAUCCCAAUGAAGUCACUGUAAACUACUCAAACCAAUCCAAGGAUCCAGGGAUGGCAACUGGGUCUGCCGGCUUCAAGGUAAGGCCGUCCAUUCGAUUGUUUGCUGUUUGUUUCUUGGUUGGUAUGAUUGGAACAACGGGAAGGGGUCAGAACAACACCAGCAACUCCUCAGUGCGUCCCGUGGUGAACGUUGGGGCUCUCUUCACCUUCAAUUCUACUAUUGGAAGAGUAGCAACCCUGGCGAUCGAGUUUGCUGUGGAGGAUGUCAACAAGGACACGAGCGUUCUUGCUGGGACUAGGUUGAAUGUGAUUAAACAGGACACAAAUUGCAGCGGGUUUCUUGGAACCAUGGAAGCCUUGCAGCUGAUGGAGAAAGAUGUGGUUGCCAUUGUAGGUCCCCAAUCCUCAGGGAUAGGCCAUGUCAUUUCCCAUGUCGUUAACGAACUUCAUGUUCCACUCUUAUCCUUUGCAGCGACAGAUCCAACUCUUUCUUCACUGGAAUAUCCUUAUUUCAUUCGAACAAUUCAUAGUGACUAUUUCCAGAUGAAUGCGAUAGCCGAUAUCGUCGAAUAUUAUGGAUGGAGGAAGGUUACUGCCAUCUUUGUGGAUGAUGACUAUGGGCGGGGCGGGAUAGCAGCAUUAGGUGAUGCUCUUGCAAGCAGACGGGCUGAGAUCUCUUACAAAGCUGCCUUCCCUCCUCAGGCUGACAUAAAUAUGAUUACUGACUUGUUGCUUAAAGUGAACCUAAUGGAAUCUCGGGUUUUCAUUGUGCAUGUGAACCCUGACACUGGCUUGACUGUUUUUUCUAUUGCCAAACAUACGGGGAUGAUGAACAGUGGAUAUGUGUGGAUAGCCACUGAUUGGCUUGCUGCUACUCUGGACUCAACCAAACCUGUUGAUCCUAACACUAUGAGCCUUAUACAAGGGGUAGUGGUUCUUCGUCACCACACUGCAGAUUCGGAUCUCAAGACAGGGUUUCUAUCUAGAUGGAAUAAUGAAAUUAAAAGCUCGAGUACUAGUUCGAGCUUGAACACUUAUGGGAUGUAUGCUUAUGAUUCAGUGUGGUUGGUUGCUCGUGCUAUUGACCAAUUCUUCAGGCAAGGAGGGGAAAUUGUUUUCUCUAAAGAUUCAAGAUUGCAUGAUGCAAAUGGAAGUACCUUGCACUUAGAAGCACUAAAAGGCUUUGACAGAGGUGACCAAAUACUUGAGCAAUUGUUACUUACCAAUUUUACAGGUCUAUCAGGUGAUGUUCAGUUCGAUUCAGAUAGGAACUUAAUCCAUCCAGCAUAUGAUAUUAUUAACAUUGGUGGGACAGGCUCACGCUUGAUAGGAUAUUGGUCUAAUUACUCUCGACUUUCAGUUGUUGCUCCUGAAAUUUUGUAUGGGAAGCCACCAAACAUUUCGACCAGCAGCCAGCAACUUUACAGUGUAAUAUGGCCUGGCGAAACCAUGAUGAAGCCACGCGGAUGGGUGUUCCCAAACAAUGGAAAACCUUUGAGAAUUGGAGUUCCUAACAAAGUAAGCUUCAAACAAUUCGUGUCGAAUGAUUCUGGUACUGACAAUGUGAGUGGCUAUUGCAUCGAUGUAUUCAACACCGCACUUAAGCUGUUGCCCUACCCAGUUCCAUGCUCAUUUAUACUAAUCGGGGAUGGUUUGACAAAUCCGAAUUAUGAUGAACUUGUGCAUAUGGUUGCUCAGAAUAAUCUUGAUGCAGCUGUAGGGGACAUUGCCAUCGUCAGAAAUAGAACAAGAAUUGUAGAUUUUACACAGCCAUAUGUUGAAUCAGGCCUAGUUAUAGUAGCUCCUGUCAAAAAGACGGACUCAAUUGCUUGGGCUUUCCUGAAACCAUUUACAUUAGAGAUGUGGUGUGUCACCGGCGCCUUUUUUCUUUUUGUUGGAGCUGUUAUUUGGAUUCUCGAGCAUCGGAUAAACGAAGACUUUCGUGGACCUCCACGCGAACAACUUGUGACAAUAUGUUGGUUUAGUUUGUCGACAAUGUUCUUUGCUCACAGGGAAAACACUGUGAGCACCCUUGGACGGUUUGUGCUGAUCAUUUGGCUGUUUGUUGUACUAAUUAUCACCUCAAGCUACACUGCCAGCCUAACAUCAAUCCUCACAGUUCAACAGCUUUCCCCAGGGAUCAAAGGGCUUGACAGCUUGAUCUCAAGCUCUGACCCUAUUGGAUAUCAGGCUGGAAAAUUUUCAAGAAAUUACAUGAUAGAAGAACUUAAUAUUUCUCCAUCCCGUCUGGUACCUUUAAAUUCACCUGAAGAAUAUGCAAGAGUUCUUGAGCUUGGACCAAAAGGUGGUGGUGUUGCUGCAAUUGUAGACGAAAUUCCAUAUGUUGAGAUCUUCUUGUCUAUCUAUUGCCAGUUUCAGAUGGUUGGUCAGGAGUUCACCAAAAAUGGAUGGGGGUUUGCCUUUCAGAGAAACUCUCCCCUUGCAGAGGACCUAUCAACUGCCAUCCUAUCAUUGUCAGAGAGUGGAGAUCUCCAGAGAAUCCAUGAUCAAUGGUUAGCACGUAAAGGAUGCACUUCAGAAGUGACUGAAACGGACACAAACCGGCUGAGCCUGGGGAGCUUCUGGGGCCUCUUCUUAAUUUGUGGUCUUGCAUGUUUCAUUGCUCUCUUGGUAUUCUUCAUACGAAUAUAUUGUCAGUAUAACCAGUACAAUACAGGAGAAUCUACUGAAACCAGGACAAGUGAUGGGCCUCAACCCAGCUUAAGUAUAUUCAAUUGCUGUAAACGUUUAAUUCACUUUUUUGAUAAAAAGGAAGAAGAAGUCAUGAGGGCUAUCAGCGGGAAAUCAAGUGAUAAAAAGAAUGAAACCUCUCAGAAUUAGGAUGGGCAACCACUGUCGCCUGUGUAGAAGGUAAUUUUGGGCCAAGUAGUAUGUGCGUCUUCCUGCUGCUACUUGUAUUUCCUUUGGAAGAUAGUUAUACUCCGAAGAAGAGAGCAAGUCCUCCAUAUCUUCUAUUAGUGAUUGCUGAUAACCAUUCCAAACCGCUUUCUUGACUGAAACCUCGACAGCUUGUAUGCAUUACUUAUAGGAUUCCAACUGAAAUGUAAUUUUCUUUUAUUUUUCCUGGGCCAAUGAAGACACCAUUUGCAGAUUGUAUGGUCAUAAAAUUUACUCUAAUUGAAUACAAAUAGACUUCUAGUUGUUAAUAAA
This is a messenger RNA of Phoenix dactylifera (date palm), 3540 nucleotides long. RefSeq names its product glutamate receptor 3.4. Gene Ontology annotation, cellular component: membrane. Gene Ontology annotation, biological process: G protein-coupled receptor signaling pathway. Lineage: Eukaryota; Viridiplantae; Streptophyta; Magnoliopsida; Arecales; Arecaceae. The record is from RefSeq and is a predicted model, not a curated record. Gene Ontology annotation, molecular function: G protein-coupled receptor activity; ligand-gated monoatomic ion channel activity.